Xyrauchen texanus (razorback sucker) is the source of this 8799-nucleotide messenger RNA. Its product is annotated as FYVE, RhoGEF and PH domain-containing protein 1-like. The record is from RefSeq and is a predicted model, not a curated record. Lineage: Eukaryota; Metazoa; Chordata; Actinopteri; Cypriniformes; Catostomidae. Gene Ontology annotation, molecular function: guanyl-nucleotide exchange factor activity; metal ion binding. Gene Ontology annotation, cellular component: cytoplasm. Gene Ontology annotation, biological process: cytoskeleton organization; filopodium assembly.
CAAGAGCAAAACUGUUACAUUCAAAUGUUCUAACAAUGGGGCAUCGCGACAUUAUCAAUUCUCGUGUGUAAGGAUUAAAUUUAAAGAGACACGCACACACAGUCGGAGGAGUAAGAAACAAAGCGUAUGUGGAUUUGGUUUAAAGCAGCUGAGUGUGCGUAUUUUUUGGAUAUGGUUAUACCGAAAGGAAAUUGGGAAAACCGUCUGAAUAAUGAGGAAAAAAUAGCGGCAAUGUGCGGCGAUCUUUGUCGCGGUUUCGCGUCGCGCUUUUAACCUGUAAUUUACGAUCGGCAACGAAGUUUUAAGAUGGAAUGGGAAAGUUGGGUUAAAACCGACGUUCUCAUAGAUUUAAGCGAAAGUCAGUAACCAAGCGACUGUAUUUAAACCAUAUUUAACGAUGGCAAUUUACGAAGAUAUCAUUUAUAUUGGUUCUGCUUUGGACGCAUAACAAUGUAUACAUGUGUGUUCGGUUACCCCUUUAUAUGUUUGGUGACCUCUGAUAGGGAUAAACAGAAAGCCGCCAAUGACAUAAGAUACAUUUUCCCGAAGGGCUGUUCACGUCGAACGCGUGGUUAAGUUCGUCUUUUCAGUGUAAAUGUGCUCGUUUGAACAGCGCCGCAUUUUUAGAUGCCGAGUCAAGGGGGAAAAAAACUUCAAAACAAAACGCGUUAACACUUGCGUUCUUUUUUGGAACGUGUUCGGCUUGAACGCCCCCUAAAGUUUAUUGCGUCUUGGAGUUCUCUGGAACGAAAUUGGCUUGGGAACAUACGUGAUUGCGGUUCAACUGACCGUUGAUGGCAAGCGAAUGUGACUGGAAUUGCACUUCGUCGGCUGGUUGGAGUGGAGUGAGCUGCCUGCUUUACCUUUUUCAGCAUCGCACAGGAAGAUACUGGCGGGACGCAGAAGUAUCGUGUGUCUUUGGACCUGGACUGUUUUGGGUAUUCGGGUCUUAUCUUUGAACGUGGGAUAUAAACGGUACAGUGUUGUAGUUUUUCUUCUGGGUUUGACCGCAUCCUGUGUCAUAUAAACCAGUGUAAGGUUUGAGCGGACAGGCAUGCAGUUGAAUCGACCUAAGAGCGCUCACAUGGUCACUUCCAGUCCGCACAAUUCCUCCUUUUCCAGCCAGUUCAAAACCAUGCGCUUCUCAUACCACAUCGGCAGCGGUUUGCCGAGUCCUCAACCUGCCCUGCGCAGAUCAGGCCCCUCUGCAUCCAGUCCGCAGCUUCUAACCGAGAGUCUGUCAUUUGACUCAGGCCCCUGUCUCGGAUCCCACGAGGCCCCACAGCGCCUCUGCUCUGACCCUGGACCCCUGGAAUCACAGCACUGCAAUGGCACAAGUGAGAACGGACCGCAAGAUGUCCCGCCUCCACCUCCCAAAACAUGCCCCCCUUUACCUGGGCCAAAGCCUCAAGUGCCCCCGAAACCACCUCAUCUAAAGCAGCAGACCUCUCGACGGCCACACCCCCCCGACAAACCCCUCCCCCCGCCACCCUGCCGUCCACUUCCCGCUGACCCUCGCCAAUCACGUGGCACUUUACCGAGAGCAGAGGGAAGCUCCUCCCCAACUUGUGUCCUCUCGCUCAUCGAGAAGUUUGAGAGGGAGCAGAUCAUUGUGGUGCAAGAUAUCACCGGGGGAGUGAUGUGCACCCCACGAGUCCCCGAACCACAGGCAGCUGCUGGGGCAGUUAGCCAGCCACCCUCUGAGUUCAUCUUACCUUGCACCUCCCUUGAAGCUCCACUAGAGGCACCGCUGGCAGAAGCAGAGGUAGAGAAAGAAGAAAAGGACGAAACGGAGGUGGACGAAACCGAGGAAGACAACAGCGAACUCGGAGCAUCUUGCUCAGAGAAGCGUCUCUCUAUGGAAUCAGGCUACGGUGCCUGUGAUAAACUGCUGGACACUAUGGAAAUGAGGGACCUUAUGGCCAACCAAUCAGAAAUCCCCUCUGACCGCUUGUCCCUCCCACCAUCCCAGAUGGAUGGGAAGCUGGCCAAUAGGGAUAGUGGUAUUGACAGCAUCAGUUCGCCCUCGCACAGUGAGGAGCUGUGCUUUGUUGGGGAUGAGGACCGGAUUGGUCAUGAGAGGGACAUUUGCCAAUGCAGCCCGGGGCCCAGCCUCUCUUGCGGCUAUGCCGAGGGGCUUGAAGGAGAGGGGGCCAGCGGUGUAGAGGGUGGCAGAGACUCAGAGGGGGACAGUGAUAUGGAGGAAGGCAGUGGGGAUGAGAGUGAAAUGAAUCCGAUGGCUCUACAACCUCUCCCUAAAGCUGAGAGACAAGACUCCUCUGAGCUUUCAGUCCAGCAGCGAGUGUUUAACAUUGCUAAUGAGCUGCUGCAUACAGAAAAGGCUUACGUGUCCAGACUGCACCUCCUGGAUCAGGUGUUCUGCGCUCAGCUGAUGGAGGAGGCUCGAACCCGCAACUUUUUCCCCUGUGAGGUGGUCAUGGGCAUCUUCUCCAACAUCUGCUCCAUAUACUGCUUCCACCAGCAGUUCCUGCUGCCUGCACUGGAGAAACGGAUGGAGGAGUGGGAUCUGAACCCCCGCAUCGGCGAUAUCCUGCAGAAGCUGGCCCCUUUCCUGAAGAUGUACGGAGAGUAUGUCAAAAACUUUGACAGAGCCAUGGAGCUGGUGAAUACCUGGAUGCAACGCUCCUCUCAAUUCAAAGCCAUCAUUCAUAACAUCCAGAAAGAGGAGAUGUGUGGGAAUCUUACCCUGCAGCACCACAUGCUGGAGCCUGUGCAGCGAAUCCCACGUUACGAGCUACUGCUCAAAGACUAUCUGCACCGUCUGCCAGAGGACGCGGACGACUUCAAAGAUGCGCAGAAAUCUCUGGAGCUGAUUGCCACUGCGGCAGAACAUUCAAACGCUGCCAUCAGGAAAAUGGAGCGCAUGAGAAAGCUUUUGAAAGUGUACGAGUUGCUCGGUGGGGAAGAGGACAUCGUUAACCCGACUAAUGAACUGAUUAAAGAAGGACACAUCCUGAAACUGUCAGCCAAGAAUGGCUCUUCACAGGAUCGAUACCUCAUUCUGUUCAAUGACAGGUUAUUGUACUGUGUUCCCAAACUGAGGCUGAUAGGACAGAAGUUUGGUGUCCGAGCACGGAUUGAUGUCGACGGCAUGGAGCUGAAAGAGACCAGCAGCAUGAACGUACCACGGACGUUCCUGGUGUCUGGAAAACAACGUUCACUAGAGCUACAAGCAAGGACGGAGGAAGAGAAGAGAGACUGGAUUCAAGCAAUCCAGGCCACUAUACAGAGACAUGAACAAACGCUAGAAACCUUCCGUAUGAUAAACUGCUCAUUCCGUGAGGAGGACUUCACUCCUCCAAACUCUCCGAAUUCCACAGAGCUUGGAAAGCGAGCGCCCACUCCGAUCAGAGAGAAAGAGGUCACACUGUGUAUGAAGUGUCAGGAGCCAUUCAACUCUAUUACCAAACGACGACAUCACUGCAAAGCAUGCGGACAUGUGGUCUGUGGAAAGUGUUCGGAGUUCCGUGCUCGUCUGUUGUACGAUAACAACCGAGCCAACCGUGUGUGCAUAGACUGCUAUACGACGCUGGUAGGAGUGCCGCCUUCUCCGGCCAGUCUGGCCAGUAGCACACAGAGGCGCCGCUCCAUUUUAGAGAAACAGGCCUCUGUGGCAGCUGAAAACAGUGUGCUGUGUAGUUUCCUGCAACACAUGGAGAAGGGAAGUGGACGGGGAUGGCAGAAGGCCUGGUUUGUCAUUCCUGAGAAUGAACCACUGGUGUUGUAUAUCUAUGGUGCUCCACAGGAUGUCAAAGCUCAGCGCAGUAUUCCCCUGAUUGGAUUCGAGGUGUCUCUACCUGAAUCAAGUGACCGUCUUGAACGUCGCUACGCCUUCAAAAUGAGCCAGAGUCAUUUGACCGUUUACUUCAGUGCCGACAAUGAGGAGCUACAGCGACGCUGGCUGGAGGUUUUAUUAAGAGCUGGGAGGGGGGAGGAGUUGCAGUCAAAUGGUCCCAUUUCUGAGGCCCUUGAGGAAGAGGGGGAGGAGCCAGUGCCUGCAGGAGAAAGCACAUGAUUGGCUUAAAAAUGCUAUAUAAUUUUGCACACACAAACUGUACAAAAGUGACCACAGCAACAGGAUAUAUUAGACAAGAACACACACAUUUAACUUCUCUCUUACACACAUCUGUAUUAAUUGUCAGUUGUAAGUUGCAUGAAAAACUCUACAGGUACGUUUCAAUGUGUAUUGCUUGUGUGAGUGGCCAGUGUUCGGAACAAUCUGACGAAAGUGUGCACACUUUAAAGAAAACUUAUCAAAGGACACAUGGUUAUGUGCUUCAUAUUUAGUAUCCACUUUUUCGACCGCUAGCAGUUUCUGUGUUAAAUUGACCAUUUCUGCCAAAUGUUGAGGUGUUGUGAAGUGGUUUCUCGACCGAGGAUUCUAACUCUGUAAAAGAAGACCUGUAGGCUUUGUUUUAGCAUAAUGAGACGGUUUUAUUGAUGUCAGUAUGGUGAUGUGACUGGUGGAGUGACUGUGCUUGAAUGUUUGGUCUGGUUUCAUGAAAAGUACAAGUUAUACAAAGAAUCAUCAGUCAAAAACACAUCUAGGUCACAUUUCACCCCAAAAUCAAAACAAAAUAAAUAAAUACUUUUUGCAUAGAAAAUUAAGUACCAAUACAUUUUUUUGCAUGCGUCCAGAAUUGCUUUUGAGUUUAUUUGUAAUUCUUAUGCUCAAUGGAUUCUCAUUAGUGUAAUACUGUAAAUAUGUUUUUUAAAAAUCUGCAUAAAUUAAGAUUAAGAUUCAACUUUAUUGUCAUUGUGCAGUGUACAGGUACAGAGCCAAUGAAAUGCAGUUGUUUUCGCAUAUCCCAGCUAGCUGGGGUCAGAGCGCAGGGUCAGCCAUGAAACAGCGCCCCUGGAGCAGAUAGGGUCAAGGGCCUUGCUCAAGGGCCCAACAGUGGUAUCAUGGCGAUGCUGGGGCUUGAACCCCCCACCUUUCGGUAACCCUUUCAGUAACCCAGAGCCUUAACCGCUGAGCAAAUACUAUCAUGAUGUAUACGUACUUUACAAUUUAAAUAAGAUAUCAUUUUUUAUAUUUUAGAAAGAAAUAUGCUUAAUUGUUAAAUCACUUUCUCACAGCUUAUGCAGAGAAAAUUAUAAAUAAAUCAUUUAUUGGUUGAUUUCCCUGAAAAGUGUAAACACUGUGGCUCUAUGCCAAUUCCAGUAUUGCCGUGUUUCUAUGAGCGACAGCAACACUGGCUCAACCAAUGGUGUAAUUUUAAGGUGGGGCUAUGAAGGUGUAUUGGGAAAGCUGUUUGACACCAAUGUUUAUUUUUGCAAUUCAGAUUGGUGGUGCUAGUAGCGCAGAAAUUACACUUCUGCUUUAAAUAGGCUUUGUUUUUAGGCAUAAUUUAAUUUCUUAUUUAUUUUGUUUUGAUUUUUAGUUGAUAUAAGAUUAGGACAUGUUCAGAUUUUGUGAGAUACACCCAGUAACCCCCAGCUUACACAAUCAGAAGAGGUUAAAAGAGAGAGAUAUUUAUUUAUGAUUUGGUUUGUUCAUUUUAAAUUGAGGAAAACGGCAAUAAUUCCUUGGUAAGAGGAUCAAAUCCUGGAUUUUACAUUUCUAUUACAUAUAAAACACACUGGCUUUUAAAAACAAUGUGAGAAAAUAGUUGUUAAAAGAUGGGCCACAUUGGUUAUUGUUCAGGUAUGCAAGCCUGUGUUUAUCAUCGAAACGCAGUGGUUAUUCAUAGUUAGUCUGAUUACGUGUGGUAAUCAGGAACCGAGUUGGAGGAAAACCGAAAGUUUUAUGAUCCGUUUAUAACAGAAAUAUCAGGCUCUAGAAAGUUAACUUCCUGUUGACACUUGGAAGACAACACCAAAUGCACUCUGCCACCUAGUGGGCCCUCUUUGAGUGUGCAUGAAUGUGCAUUUGUGCACAAUGGUUUUAUGAAUGCAGGGAUGUUUGGGGUAUUUGAUAAGACUGCAGAUAUAUGAAGAUUUUUGGUAUGAAUGGGGCUAGUUUUUAUCAUUGUAAAUCCAAUGAUAUUCCUGCCUUAUUUAGAGGGGUUUUGAUAAAUAUAGAGUAUAUAUAAGUAAAUAAAACAUGAUAACAAGUUUUGAUGAGGCUAUCAAAUGUUUUCAACUGUGUUGUAUUUGUGCAUGAAAAGUGCAAGCGGUUAAAGGCCAACUUAAUUUGUAAAUAUAACUUAUUCCUCUGAGCCCAGUUUUGUGGGUUAGGUAUUGUUGAUGAGCUUGUUUUUUGAUCUUUGUUAUAUGUGCCGUUUUAAAUGGACUUCUGAGCAUUGUGGUACAUUUCGGGCUAAAAAAAGCUUAGGAAAAGUUUUCUCUCUCUUUUUUUAUACCACUUAUUCCAGAAGUAGAUAUUCAGUGUUUUAGAAAGAGGCUCAUUGAAUUUCCUCUUUUGAAUCCAGUUUCCAAAAUGUAUUUUCCAAUGUGAACGCCUGAUGGCUCAUUCAGAACUGCUUUAAGUUUUGGUGUUUUGAUAUUGCUUUAAUCUUGUUCUUUUUGUCAAAAACAUUGCUUGAUUAAAAGGAAAGGGGAACCAGUUUGUGUGUUUCCCCAAUCCACCAGCCUCCAGCCUGUCUGCUUGAAUAAUAAGGGAUAGUUCACCCAAAAUGACUUUAUGAUGGGGAGUGAACUAUCCCUUUAAGAUGCAAGAAAGCUGCGACUUUUGCUGAUUUUUCCCCUGACUGUUAAUGGUAGAGUAUGGCUUAGGAGAGUUGAUGGUUAUGGGACAGGGCUGCGUGUUAAUUUACAUGUUUACGAUUUGUACUGGUCAUUCCUGGACCUCAGUUGAGCCUGCCUGUCACUUGCACAUACAUAUUCUCAUCUUCCUGCUUCUCUCCGUAUUAUUGUUCUUGAUAUCCUGCCUUACGAUAUUUUGCACCCCUGUGGUUAUCUACGCAUUAUUUUUCAAAAAUUGCUUUUUGCCAAAGUAUACUGCAGAAAAUGUGUAUUAGAGAUUGAAAUGUCAUUUUCUGUGUGUUUUGUCUUUGAUCGCAUUAUUAUCUGGUUAAUUUUUUUGUUUCCUUUCUCUUUUUUACUAUGAGUAUUUAUUGUUGUUGUUGUUUUUUUUGGUGUGUUUUUUUUUUUUUUACUCCUUGAGGUAACUUUAAAGAGGCUUGUGUGGUAUCAAAAGUUGAACACAACCAAAAAUCAAAUACUUUUUUGUUUUGUUUUUGGAGAACAUAAGUUAUGGUGUCUGUGCACUCUCAGGCUGCAAAAAAAGAAAGAAAGUAUUUUAUCUUGUUUUCCUGUAAAAAUAUCCAAACAUUCUUGAAACAAGGUAAAUUUACUCAAGAUAUGUUGUCUUAUUUUCUUAGAAAUCUAAAAAAAUUUAAAAUUAUGCUUAUAACAAAUGUUUAGAUUUCUUUAAAAACAAGACUUAAUAUCUUGUCAUUCUGCUUAAGUAAUUUUGUCUUGUUUAAAGGAUGUUUAGAUCAUUUUUUUUUAAUGCAAAAUAAGUCAAAAGUACUGUUUCUGUAGAAUCACAACAAUUGGAAGUUAAUCCAUGAGAUUUGAUUUGUGAUCUUUCAACUGAAGCCUCCGCAAUCAUACAUUUCUAUUCAACUAAAUUAUUUGUAAACUACAUUUAAAAGGUAAAUAAUUAUUUAAGAGCCAACAAACGAUAUACUCAAACAACAAAGAAAUACACUGUAGUUAAUUUUAGCAAAACCCUUUGAUUUAAAUUGCAGUGAAUAAUUCCGAAACAGAGACACUAUUUUGUUUGUUUGAUCAAGAGAACAGCUUUGUGUUUAUUAACAACACAAUGACAUCAUGAUGGGAUCAGGAAUUCAGUUUUCAUGCAUAUUGAUGUACCUGAAUAAAUGGGCUAUACAAGGUAAUCAAAGCUUCUAAUGUAUGCAGGAGUAGCACAAUGGUCUUUUGAGAAUUAGUCUUUUUACAUGGCUAUCUGGCAAAAUAUGAGUAAGGAUCAUUUGGGAGAAACCAUAGUGCAGAGCAGACAAUUAAAUGUUAGUUUGUAUAUAUUAGCUUUGCAAAUGUUUAUGCUCGAAUCUAUUAAGAGUACAUGAAUAGCACAGUCUGAUGAUGACCUGUUCCAACUGCUGGAAUUUUGACUUGUUAUAGAGUGUUAAUGUUGUUCAUUUUUAUACCCUUGUCCGAUUGCACCAAAUUCAAUCCUGUAAUGAGGACCUACUUUGAUACAAUCCAAACUCAAAAUCUAUUUAUUGUAAACCAAAGUUUGGUCAAGCGGGAUUCUAUGUCUCUUUUAUAUGGACACAUACGUAAUGGAGAUAAGGAAAGAAAUGUGCAAAUUCUGAGUGCAGACGUUUGUUUAUAGAUGUUAAUGAUUACCUGCAUUGACCCUGGUUGUGAUUUACCACCCCCUCUCGUCUCCUGUCUGGCAUCAUCACUGCGUGCCAAACCCGAGGUACUGGUACGAACACCUCUGACCUGUAUCUGCUUUUAAUGCUGAGUCCUCUUGUGAUGUACAUCUGCAACGAAUCAGUAAAAGUGGGAUUUGUAAAACAUCGUCAGAAAUGUUCAAGAACGAAGUUGAGGCUCUGUAAUUUUGUUCAGAAAUACUCUCUCAGACGAACAUGAAUUGACUGCAUUGUGAGCUUUGAUAUGAUUGUUUUGACAAGCCAGACAUUACACUAUAUUGUUUUUCCUCAUGAAAUCUGGUUUAUUGUAAACAUAAUGGGUAUUACUGUUAUUUCAAAUACUAUUAUAAUUAUUAUUAUUGUUAAUUAAAUUAGUGGCAGGCCACUGUGUACCAUUGUAUGUUAAUAUCCCAAUGAAAUCUGUGCAAGAUCAUGAAAAUGUUUAUGAAUUAAAGAAAUAAAACCACAA